CGAUUGAAAAUAAUCGACUUUCGAUAUUUCAAAUAAUCUCCUCCAAAUUGGAAAUGUGGCAUUUUACUCAUCGAAGAAAAUAGUCCAUGUACAGGCCUUUAGAGAUGUAUGGUGCUAGCUCAAAUAUCGCCCCGUAUCCUACAAUGGGGGGCCAGGGCCACGGCCACAUGAGUGGACAUGGAGGCCAUGGAGCCCAUGGUCAUAGCCAUGCUCCAGGUGAACACUGUGGUAUGCAUGGUGGAGAGGUUGAAGAUGAUGCAAACUUUCCUUCUCCUGGACCUGUGAAUAAACCCAAACCCCCUGCACCCCCCGCCUCGUCAAAGCCAGACCCAGCUUCAAUGAGUAUAGUCCAGUCAGUGCAAUAUGGUGAAAUGGAGAAACUAAAAGAUUUUAUAGAGAAUGGUGCUGAUGUUAGAACUCCUGAUGCUGAGAAUGUCACAUUACUUCAUUGGGCUGCCAUUAAUAAUCGAAUUGAGAUUGUCAAAUAUCUCAUUACAAAUGGUGCGAUUGUCGAUCAAAAAGGAGGAAAUUUAGAAGCAACACCUCUGCAUUGGGCGGUGAGACAAGGUCUACUAAACAUGGUUGUCAUGCUGAUGAAAUAUGGAGCUGAUCCCAAUUCAAUGGAUAUCGAAGGUUGCUCAUGUCUGCAUGUGGCGAGUCAACUCAGUCAUACAGCUGUUGUUGCUUAUCUUAUUGGCAAAGGAAUGGAUGUCGAUCAAGUUGAUAAUAAUGGUAUGACACCCCUCAUGUGGGCAGCUUAUAGAUCAUUUGGAGUGGAUACCAUAAGAUUGCUGUUGACAAUGGGAGCAUCGGUGAACCGAAGGGAUAAAUUUCAUAAGAAUACAGCCUUACACUGGGCAGUUAUCUCCAGUAACCACACUGGUCUUUCAGUGUUAACCAAAGCAUCCGCGGACGCAACUAUCACGAAUGAAAAGGGUGAGACUCCUCUAGAUCUUGCCAAGCAGAAGAAAUCAUCUUGGAUAAUGACUCAGCUAGAAUAUUUGAAUUUAAACCAAGGUCGUGAGCAACCUGGUUGGCUUCGCAACAUAUCAACUAAUAAGGUGUUUCGUUAUCGUAUCAUGUUCUGGAUUCCAUUCUAUACUCUCUUCUCUGUUGCUUGUUUUUUGGAGUGGACAAGUGGUUGGGAAUGUUUCCUACUCGUUUUCGCUACCCUGCUAAUAACCUGGGGCUGUAUAAGGUUAUUUUAUAGUUAUGAUCUCAAUUCUAAUCCUAUAGCUCUUGGUAUUGCUAUAGCAACGAAAAUUAUGACGUAUACUGUAUGGUACUUUUAUAUUCUGGAUUAUUGUUCAUUAUAUUUUAUUUUACCCUUCUGUGGAUUUUCGACGAUGUUAUUUUACUCGUUUUAUAAAGCGUGGAAAACAGAUCCUGGUAUCAUUACAGCGACACACGGGGAAAGAAAAAGGAUUAUUGUUAAUCUUGCUGAAGAUGGUACUCUUGACUUCAAACGCUUCUGCCCAACAUGUCUUGUAAGACGUCCAGUUCGUUCUAAGCAUUGCUCUGUGUGUGAUCAUUGUGUCGCUCGUAUGGAUCAUCAUUGCCCGUGGGUUGAUAACUGUAUAGGUGUAGGUAACCACGCAGCAUUCAUCAUAUAUCUGUUCUCAGUGAUUGUCUGCUACACGUAUGUCGUGUAUGGAUCAUUUUACUUUUUUACGGACAAGUGUAGUGCAUUUGAUAAUGGCGUUUUGAAAGGUUUUACAGCAAUGUUCAAAUGCUCUGGUAUGGUGUCCUGGACGAUAUUCUUAGCUGUAUUUUAUCUGUUCUGGGUCAGUUCCUUGUUUGGAUCGCAAUGCUACCAGAUAUUUUGGCGAGGAAUGACAACGAAUGAAAUUAUAAAUGCUCCAAGAUAUCAACAUUUCUUCACCGGAAGUGACGGCAUGCCAACUAGUCCUUUCUCACGUGGGAUUAUUGGAAAUGUUGCUGAUUUCUUUCAAUGUUCGUGUUUUGGUUUGGCGAGACCGGUUUAUGUUGACUGGAAAAAUGAAUACGACUUUGAUAAAUUCUCAGGGCAUAGAAAACAUACUGUAUAACGUAUGAGAAACAUUGUCUAUAUUGUCUGCAUGCAGUUGAAAAACAUAGAGAUCGUGACCUUUAAGACGUUUUGGCAAUCCCUUCUGAUUUAGUUGCUAGUUUUUAACGUAAACAGAUGCAUGUAAUAGUUAGUUUCGAUUAGAACGUAAAACCAUGUCGCAGUUACAAGCUUAACUCGAUUGAACUGGCUACGAUUGCAGAUUGAAUACUGAAAUAUCUCAAAAAGCGUACAUGCAUCCGUGUGAUGUGUAGUCAACAUUCCUGUGUUGACGGAAAUAUAUAUCUUCUGGUCCACAACACAACUGGAUUACGAUAGUGAAACAAAUGUACGGAAAGAAACUUUUUUUGGAUUGCAGCAUCGCUAAACAGCCAAUCGAUAACUUUCGCAUAACAUAUUUUUACAUACAUAUGUGACAUUAUAUGGAUUUAGUGUUUCACAAACAAUAUGAUAGUGCAGAAUUGUAAUUAUUAGCUAACUACCUGAAAGAUUUGACUUUAAGACUUUUAUUUUGACAAGUGAAUACAUUUUAAACUGAAGUCAAUUUACAUCUAUAAAAUAUAAGCUUCCUUUAUU
Molecule: messenger RNA, 2623 nt
Organism: Dendronephthya gigantea
Lineage: Eukaryota; Metazoa; Cnidaria; Anthozoa; Malacalcyonacea; Nephtheidae
Product: palmitoyltransferase ZDHHC17-like
Exons: 18
Coding region: 87-2048 (653 amino acids)
Biological process (GO): protein palmitoylation
Cellular component (GO): Golgi membrane
Molecular function (GO): protein binding; palmitoyltransferase activity
Source: RefSeq, a predicted model, not a curated record